UGGAAACAAGAGGAUGGAUGAUGGGUCCCUAGGGGAAGUUGAUUCUUCAUGUGGUGCAAUUACUCUAGACUAGUGAAUGGUGGGUCGGCCACCAAGAGUUGAUAGUGUUUGUUGUCACUGUCACUGAACGGAGUACGGAAGGUACGGAUACAGUAACACAGUAGUAUCGAUGAUUGCAAGAGCAAUAUCCACACCGUAUCUACGGAGUGUGGAUUCGAAUACCAAGAAACAAUCAUGAUGAUAAUGAGAGCAAGGGAAGGGAAGGGAAGGGUAGGAAGAGAGGAAGGAGACACUGUGGGGCGAUGGCUGAUUGGAUCAAGCCCGGCCAAUCAAAGGUGACGGUGAUGCUGCGCAACGAAGCGAGACCACAGGGGGCAAAGCGUGAGAGACUGCGAAAAGCCUCGUUAAGGGAUUCGUCAAAUUCCCACAGGCGGGCGACCCGAUCUGCGAGGGUCUCUCUCGUACUUUGCAAUUCUAGACGACGCGGCGCCGCAACGAGGCGACGGCAAGGCAAGCCAGGGCAGGGCUGGCUGGAUAAGGGAGAUGGAGAAAGAGACCGCAACAAGGACGAUGACACGAGAGGACACGACACUACGUGGCCACAGGCUCCAUCUGCCUACCUACGAGAGCGGCUUGCGGUUCGAGGCUUCGGGCAAUCAUCGCAUACUAUACUACUCUUGAGUAGGAGCGUCAUCGUCAUCCUUCUCAUUAUCAUGGAGCUGGGGCCUUGACUUGAAGCUUGCGUUUGCCAUUAAUAUUAUUGCGGGUCAGAUUGGCGGUCGCCGACAUUAUUGAGGCGUGAAUUAUAAUCAGGAAAAUCGCAGAUGAUGAUGGUAGGAC
This is a messenger RNA of Aaosphaeria arxii CBS 175.79, 840 nucleotides long. RefSeq lists its product as uncharacterized. The record is from RefSeq and is a predicted model, not a curated record. The transcript has a single exon. NCBI's taxonomy places the organism in Eukaryota, Fungi, Ascomycota, Dothideomycetes, Pleosporales. Bases 303 to 731 code for a protein of 142 amino acids.